Messenger RNA from Phacochoerus africanus (Common warthog), 399 nucleotides. Its product is annotated as whey acidic protein. The record is from RefSeq and is a predicted model, not a curated record. Gene Ontology annotation, molecular function: peptidase inhibitor activity. Lineage: Eukaryota; Metazoa; Chordata; Mammalia; Artiodactyla; Suidae. The transcript is spliced from 4 exons. Gene Ontology annotation, cellular component: extracellular region. Gene Ontology annotation, biological process: antibacterial humoral response; innate immune response. Bases 1 to 399 code for a protein of 132 amino acids.
AUGCGCUUUCUUACCAGUCUGGCCCUGGCCCUGAUCGCCCUGGAGGCUGCCCUCGCACUGGCCCCAGCCCUCAACCUGCCAGGGCUAGCCACGUGCCCAGAGCUCAGCUCCUCCUCCAAGGAUCCCUGCGUAAUCUCCUGCGUCAACGAUGAGAGCUGUCCCCAAGGCACCAAGUGCUGCGCCAGGAGCCCCUGCAGCCGAUCCUGCACGGUCCCCCUCCUGGUGCCUGUCCCCAAGGCCGGCCGCUGCCCCUGGGUGCCGGCCCCGCUGGCCCCCGAGCUCUGCUUGGAGAAAAACGAGUGCUCCAGGGACGACCAGUGUAGGGGCAACAAGAAGUGCUGCUUCAACUCGUGUGCCAUGAGGUGUCUGGACCCUGACAUAGAGGCCCCUCUUCAGUGA